AUGGCAACGAGCACAACGCAUUAUUCGGACGACAAGAUCCUUGUGGACGGUAAAGCUGGGCAACCUGGCGACCUUAAGCCUAAAUCUUCCCGAGAAGCCUUCGGAUCCAUAGAGCGUGACGACAAGAUACUAGCCAUGAACGACGGCAGAUUUCCUAGCGACAAACAAGCAGCAUCGACCGAGGACAACGACGACAAGAUCUCGGCUCCAGGCGCUCAAAAGCAAGCCAUGUCCACACUCGACACCAACGACAAAUUUCCCAUCUCUGCACUCGUCGACAAUCAAUCAUCAGACAAAAUACCUACAAUCGGUCACGAAACAUUGGCAUCCACCAGAUCACUGAUUGAUAAACCCCGGCUCAAAUCACACUCACGUUCAUACCGAGAGUAUUCCUUCCAUCACACUACAGCCUGGAAACUCAACCACAACGUGGUCAUAGACCCCAACAACCAUGCCAUGUACCUCAUCGAAGUUUCCGGCUUCACUAAGGGAAGGGAAGAUGUUGUACUGCAUAGCGUCACUGACGGUUUAGCUUCCAAGGGAAACGCGUUGACGGCAGAGGAGGGUAAGACUUGUCCCAACGUGGCGUUUGCCCAGUUCCCUCACAAGAAGCCGCAACUGGUACGACUUGGCUUGGGAGACUACGAGCACUUGAAUACAGUCAAGUGGCUCGAACUCAAUCGGCCUGGUGACAACGACGAUUGGAUUUUGACGGUACCCAACGGUACCGACAGUCUCUCGUUCAGACUCGUAUCUGCCCAGAGUGCCGCAGACUCAGACCCCCUCGCUUCAGUUACGCCCUCAGCACACUCUCCCAGCUCAUUGGCACCAGCGAACGAUACCAAAGGACCAGCCGGUAACUUUCGCUUCGUGGAUGUCGGACUCGGCGCUGCACUUGCUGCAUAUACCGAGCAGAAAGCCAUGACUAGCUGGAAGAAGAGAGGGAAACUGAGGCUGUACGAUGAUGCACUCAGUGGCGCAGGGCUUUUAUCAGGACAAGAGCUCGAGCAAGCCAUCGUCCUCUGCUGUGCAGUGUUGAACGAGAAGCGUCGGCAGAAAGCCAUUCGCAAGUGGAGUGGUCUCGGCAUCAUCUAA
Messenger RNA from Cyphellophora europaea CBS 101466, 1095 nucleotides. RefSeq lists its product as uncharacterized. The record is from RefSeq and is a predicted model, not a curated record. The coding region runs from base 1 to 1095 and encodes 364 amino acids. NCBI's taxonomy places the organism in Eukaryota, Fungi, Ascomycota, Eurotiomycetes, Chaetothyriales, Cyphellophoraceae. The transcript has a single exon.